Messenger RNA from Brugia malayi, 2208 nucleotides. RefSeq names its product Ulp1 protease family, C-terminal catalytic domain containing protein (gene Bma-ulp-2). Gene Ontology annotation, biological process: protein desumoylation. The transcript is spliced from 15 exons. The coding region runs from base 1 to 2208 and encodes 735 amino acids. NCBI's taxonomy places the organism in Eukaryota, Metazoa, Nematoda, Chromadorea, Rhabditida, Onchocercidae. Gene Ontology annotation, cellular component: nucleus; cytoplasm. Gene Ontology annotation, molecular function: SUMO-specific endopeptidase activity. The record is from RefSeq and is a predicted model, not a curated record.
AUGGCAACUGCUCCAGCGGAAUGUGUUUCUAUCGAAUCAAUGUAUGUAUAUUUUGGGACAUUGAAACUUCGAGUAGUAAAACCCACUGUUGUGCACAUAAAUCAUAUCAUAAUCUGUGUUUAUAAUGUGAAUGAUGCGCAAAAGUUUUCCAUACAAAUUGCCUCGAAACAUAUCUGUAAAGCAUUGCUUUGUCAGAGUGGCCAACAUAAAGCGAUAGCUUUUUUGGUUAAUCGAUUCUGCGCUCACAAAAUUCGAGAAACAUUGCACAUCACAUCAAUGCCAGAAGCAACGAUCGGAAGUAAUGCUCCGUACUUCGAUCCAGAAAGUGCACGCAUCUGUCAGAGGUAUAUAUUGGUUGAUAUAGCAAGGUGUACCAAGAACGAUAUGGAUUUAUUAAAGUGGGUUUUGCGCUUAGUAGGAGAAGCCAAAUUGCUUUUCAAGGCUCAAAGUAUUGGACAGAGUGUACUUAUGAAUGCAUCAUCAGGAAACUUUUUUGGAGAUAUGGAUGAAAAUGAUUUCGUGACUCUGAUACGAGAUAUUGGACUGAAUGUCAGACAGGUAUCGGGUACUGUACCGAAUUUUGCAUCACGUCUUAUUGAUAGUAAUGCAUGUAAUGUCAAUUCUACAGAUGUCCUCUCUCAACCGUCACAAAUAUUUCUUCACAAUCAACCGCACGUAUAUAUCAACAGUCGACGCCCUCUAUCAGCUGUUCGCUCACAAGAAAUUGCCAAACUACCAGAUGUUCAGGAGCUCAGAGAUAUUACAUAUCAUCAGUCUAAUCCAACAUGUGCCGUGCAGCAUCGUCCGAUCACUGUUAACAUUGUGCGUGUAGCACAACCUCGACAUAGUUCAUCAUCUUUAACUUCCUCUCCUGGUAUACAUGUGUUUCACAGACGUAAUUCUGCUGUUGCUGAGCCAGUGAUGCUACGGAAUACACGCACUGUCAGUCGAUCGCCAUCCAAAAAGGCUUCUGUUUUGAUGCACUCGGGUACACAAUUACAAACCAUCAAGCAGGAGCUGAAUGCUUCUGAACUCUCUUUGAAUGCUACACUCAACAAACCAUCAACCUCACGUUAUGGGAUGCCAUCAGAAGCGAAAAUGUCCACUCAAAACUCUAAACGAAUAGUACAUAUUAUUGAUGAUGAGGACGAUGAAGGUGGUCCUUUGAAACUCGCAAAAGGACCAAAAUUGGAUUUGUUAUUAAAUUAUCCUCGCGACCAGCCAACCAUAUCAAUUCACUAUGCUGAUGUGGAAUAUUUGAGACCAAAUGAAAUGUUAAAUGAUACAAUCAUAGAGUUUUAUUUAAAAUACAUACAAAUGGAAUUAGUAUCAUCAGAGAGGCGUCCAUCUAUUUUUAUAUUCAAUUCCUUCUUUUAUUCGCGGUUAACACAAAUGCCAGCUGCCGGUUCCAGUGUAAUUCAUACCACUUUUUCUCGCGCGAAAUGGAUCGCCGAGAAUUAUAAAGGAGUGCGAACAUGGACAAAAAAUGUGGACAUUUUUAACGCUGAUUAUAUUGUUGUCCCCAUUGUUGAAGAUAUCCAUUGGUAUUUAGCCAUAAUCACUUUUCCUCGAUACGCUAUUGUUAAUCGUGUGCAAGAAGCAACAAAUGGCAAGGAUGAUAAUGUUAUACCGAAAAGGUUAAGGAAAACAUGUAUCAUUUUGCUGGAUUCGUUGGCCGAUGCUACAGAUAUAAAGAGGAAAUUAACUGUUCCCGUUUUGAGACAAUAUCUUGUUUAUGAAUAUGAAGAUAAAAGGAAAUUAAAGGAUGGGGACACAAAGUACUUUGCAAAAGAAUUGAUUGAAAAGAUUGUGCCGUUUCCUGUUCCUCAGCAAAGGAACUAUACAGAUUGUGGAUUAUUUCUGUUAAAAUUUGCCGAAUGUUUCUUGCUGAAACCACCGUUGUUUAUAACUCGGAAUGAUUCAUUUCGACGAUGGUAUCCAAAUUUUACAAUCAGAGGCAUGAGGAAAACUAUUCUUACGAAGUUAAAAUCAGCAUGUGAUGAAGAAGCAUGGCGAGCUUACGAAGAAUACUCUAGAAAUCGCGAUGUAAACAAUCAAUCGGUUGAAGACAUUCUUCCGAAACAGUCAACCUUUAGUCGUUCACCAUCACCAAUGCCGCGCCGACGAACAGCAAGUGCUGGAGAUCAUAUAAACUGGAAUGGACAUUUUGAACGCGGACGGUCAUUACCUGCUCGCAUUUCUUAUUGA